GUGUGAUGUGUAUAUGAGCGGUGGGGGCUUUGGAAGGGUGGAGGGGGGGAUCGGGAUUCCUAAGGAUUACCCGUCAUGCCCCGCGGGUAAAGAUGGCGACAGCAGAGCAGGGCAGCAGAUCAACUUUCUCUGAGCGGCUCUGAGUGGAUUUCUAUCCGUCAGAGGGAGCGUCUCCGCCGGCUGCUUCUCCUCCCGCCGCACGCUGCCGCUGCUGCUUCGGAUCCUUUCACAGCCGGACCUCUGCGCUCCUCCCCGGCCUCACAUCGGUUUGGAGCCCCCCUCCCUCCCUCCUCGCCCCGCCUGAGGAGCAGAUCGGAGCUCCGGCUAAAGUUUCCUCUCCUCCUCGUUGUCUGGGAUUUGUUUUUGGAGAGAACCGGAGCCGCGCGGCGCCAAACGGCCGCACAGGUGAUCGGCAGCCGGGGGCUCACAUGCCCAGAGGAGAGAGAAGACAAGAGGAGGAACUGGACAUUGUGUGUGAGGACAGACGCUGCAGAGAAGAUGAGGAGUUUUCUGUGCUGACGUAUGAGCGUUGUUUCCGUGGAUGAAGUCAGUGCUGGAGCAGCUCACACAUCAGGAUUGACACGCCGACAGGAAGGAAGUGAGGAAGACAGGAAGUAGGGCCCAGGAUGACGAGUGCGGCCCCUGCAAGGAAGCCAUACCGCAAGGCUCCACCGCAGCACCGUGAGACACGCCAAGCCCUGCCCGUCGGCCCGCCACCACCCGCGCCACAGCACGACAUCAAUCAGGAACCUUUAUCAGAGUCUGACAGGAUCAGAAUCCUCCAGCAGCAGAAUGAAGACCUGCAGCGCCGCCUCUCUCUCACCAACCAUAAGAUGGAGGCGAUGGAGGCGGAGUUUGACGGGAGCCGUCACUACAUGGAGGCGGAGCUCAACAGGACCAGAGACGACCUGGAUAAGAUGAGGGACAAGUUCCGCAGACUCCAGAACAGCUACACAGCAUCUCAGAGGGCCAAUCAGGAUCUGGAGGAGAAGCUUCACGCUCUGCUACGGAAGGUGGAAAGGGACAAAAAAACGAUGGACCAGGAGAUUGUGGAGCUCACCAACAAACUGCUGGACGCAAAGAACACGAUUGACCGCCUGGAGGAGCUAAAUGAGCGUUACAGGCAGGACUGUAACUUGGCCGUUCAGCUGCUCAAAUGCAACAAGUCACAUUUCAGGAACCACAAGUUUGCUGAUCUGCCCUACGAACUGCAGGACAUGCUGAAUAAACACAUGAAGAGCAGCCUGCCCGAGCGGGGCCUGGCCCCCGGCUCUCAGGACCCGGACACGCUCAGUUUGACUCCCGCGGAUGUUGUGCCGACUUCGGUCAUUGCCCGAGUCUUGGAGAAACCCGAGCCACUGGUCCUGAACUCUGCCCAGUCGAGCAGUUGUGGCCGGCCUGUUGCUGAGGAUGUCUUUGUGCACGUGGACAUGACUGGCCCCACGGGGGCCGAGGCCCACAGUCGAGAGAAUGGUGGAAGCAGUCAAGGGACGCAGCAGAACGGUUCAUGUCGCAGUCAGAGCAGUCUGGAUGGGCAGGUGGGCGUUGAGGAGGUAGGCGGGGCUCCAUCAUUUGAGAAGCUUAACCCAUACCCGGCCCCGCCACCUCCACAUCCUCUCUACCCCGGCCGCAAGGUCAUCGAGUUCACUUCAGACGACAAAGUCAAGAUCCCCAAAAACUCCCCCCUGCCCAACUGCACCUACGCCACGCGGCAGGCCAUCUCCCUGAGCCUCGUCCAGAACGACGAUGAGCGGCUGGCCUCCGGUAGCCCCGCGCCCUCCUCCUCCUCUGGAGGGGGGGCCCACCAGCGCACGCCCCCGUCACAGCGAGACACGACCACCAGUGAUCCACUGUCCAGUCAGUCCAGCCCAUUCAGCAGCCCACCACAGGCUCCCAGCGUCCUGGCGAGCUCUGCCAGCUCAGAGGAGGACCUGCUGGCCAACUGGCAGCGGAUGUUCGUGGAGAAGACGGCGCCGUCGUGCGAUAGCUCGUUGGUCCACAGAACAUCAUUCAGCAGUCAGACAGCUCAGGACCUGCAGAGGAGGAGGCAGACACCAGGGGGCGGGGCUUCGUCUUCCUCAGAUCGCCACAGAGCGGCGUACUCUGAUGGAGAGGAAGGCUCAUCAGCGCGCAGCUGGACUCCGAGCCGCGGCUCCAGCCUCGACACCGACACCGACACUGAGCAACGGUCUGGCAGGAGGGGACGCUACAGCGUCGGGGACGGCUCCAUGGAGGAGGGCAAGGGGCUGCUGAUGAACCUGGAGGAUGAUGGAGGCAGUGGAGACACGGCCGUCACCGUGGCAACAAGUCCCGCAGACGCCCGCAGGAAGGAUUUCGAGGAGGAGGAGGCGGAGAGCUCAGCCGAGGAGAGAGACGUCCUCCCACACGACCUGCCCGUCAUCUCACCCCGCCUCCUGGACUUCGACCCGGCCCACGCUGCAGCCGCCCCCCCACAGCGGCCGCAGAAGAGCCCGAAGAGAAUGGGCGUGCAUCACCUGCACCGCAAAGACAGUCUGACCCGGGCCCAGGAGCAAGGCACUCUGCUGGAUUGAUGCUCGCACUCUGGAGCCUGAGAAAGUCUCGCUCACUCCACACUGUGCUCCAUCAGCUGCUGUCUGUUUCUGUGGCAACCGACCUGUCCGUCACAGGGGUCAGAGGUCAAGCCCAUCAGGAUAUAGCCAUACUCUACCGUAUGCUGCCGAGCUCACCGUGUGUUUGUGUGUGUGUGUGUGAGAGCGAGUGUGUCAGACCGAUCCGUUUUGGUAUUGAUCAGCUGUGGAUCAAUACUUGGGCUUCUGUAUCAGUGAAUCAGCUGAUCAGACUGAAUUAUGGGAAAUAAAGAGAUUUAUUUUUGUGUUAAGAAAUACAUUUAACAGUAUUUUCAAAGAUUAACGAGUUUUAGAAAAAACUCAUUGUUCUGCAAAAUUUGCAAAAAAACUUUAAAAAGUAAAAAGACCAAAAGUAUGAGGACACGCAUCCUCCUUCUCCUCCUUCUCCUCCUCCUCCUCCUCCUUCUCCUCCUUCUCCUCCUCCUCCUCCUCCUCCUCCUCCUCCUCCUCCUCCUCCUCCUCAGUGAGGUGAGGUGAGGGCAUGUAGUGUUCUCUCACAGAGUUACAGGUGUGUAAUGUCAGGAGAAAGUAAGUGAACAGUGUUAAAUCAGUGGCUUCUAAGGUUUUUAUUAAACUCAUUAAAGGAGUUUGUUAAUGUUGAAAAAAAAACGCUCGUAGGAUUUUUUAUCCGUCUGAAACGACGAGGACAGCUGAUCAAACUUUAACAUUAAAGUCUAAAUUAUCAGUGUUACCAUAAACAUUUGAAACCCAGUAUCGGUCUAUUGCGUGUGUGUGUGCGCGCAUGUGUGUGUGUGUGUUGGGUUUUUCUGUCGGAGGAGAAAAUAACUGAAUGAAAACUUUAAAAGAAAACACACUUUACAGAUGUCUUUGCCUUGUUUCCUGACCAGGAGCUUUUAUUUGAAAGAUGAGACACACCUGGAUGAACACACACACACACACACACCCACUAAGACUCUCAGUGCCUAUCUCUCUCUCUUCCUCUCUCGCUCUCUUUCUCUCUCUUUCUGGAAGGUACGCCGCAGGGCCAGCUGAGGGUCCGACUUGUAUUUUUGUUGUCUACACUAAUCGUUGAUUUCAUGUCACGCUGUUAUUAUUUAGUCACCUGAUCGGUCUGUAGGGGAGUUUGGUUAAUCGCCCCCACCCCACCCUCACCCACACAAACACCCACACACAGUGACACACACUUUCCCCUUUCAGCAUCACCCUGACUGUACCUGCAGGGGGGCGGAGCUUCUCCACCUGGAAUGUAACCAUCUGUUGUUAUUGUUGUUAUCACCUUUUGUUUCUCUCUCUUGGUAAAGAUAUCUGGGGUAUACAUUUCUAUAUUAAGAGAUUAUUUUAUUAUUUCUCUGUUUGGACUUGAUUUGUUGUUGAUUUAUUUGUUUGUUUUUAUUUUGUUUUGGUUUUUGAUCAGUCUGGUUUGUAUGUUCAGAUGUUUUCAGCGUCUUACGGGAGCCUGUUAGUGCCAGAAACAGAGCGGGGAUCAAAAGUUAUUAUAAACUUUACUUUAAUAUUAACCAGGCUGGCUGCCUCCACCAAUCAGGGCAGAUACACCAAUAAGUAUCAGCACCCAGCUUAUCAUAUACUCCACCAGUCAAAAGUUUGUAAACCCCUUCUCAUUCAAGGGUUUGUAUUUAUUGUAAUGAUUGUAAACACUGUAGAUUAAUACUGAAGACAUCUAAACUAUGAAAGAACAUAUAUGGAAUUAUUGAAUGAACAAAAAAGUGUUAAACAAAGCAGAAUAUGUUUUAUAUUUUAGAUUCUGUAAAGUAGCCCCCUUUUUCCUUCAUGACAGCUUUGCACACUCUUGGUAUUCUCUCAGUCUGCUUCCUGAAGUGGUCUCCUGGAAUGGUUUCUAAUGAACAUGAGCCUUGUCAAGAGUUCAUUUGUAGAAUGACUUGCCUUCUUAAUGUGUUUGAGACCAUCAGUUGUGUUGUUCAGAGGUAGGGUUAGUACACAAUGGAUAGUCCUAUUUGACUACUGUUGUGAUCCAGAUUAUGGCAAAACCAGAUUAUUUCAUAGUUUUGAUGUCUUCAGUAUUAAUCUACAAUGUUGAAAAUAAUUAAGAUAAAUAAAAACCAAUGAAUGAGAAGGUGUGUCCAAACUUUAGACUGGUAGUGUAUAAACCUCUGAAAUGUCAAAAACUAAACCCAAAGUGUCUGUUUGUUUCAUCCAGCAUCAGAAAAACAGACGUCAGAUUUUACUCAUCACACGACAAGAGUUCAGCCUGUUCAGAUCAAAAACAUCACCGUAUUUUACUUUAAACAAAGUCCAAACUAAGGCACUUAUUCCACUCGUUUGCAUACAUGCCAGGGGAUAAGAGCAAGAAAAUUGUGAGGCUUCUGAAUUCAAUGCAUUCAUUCUGACAUUUACUGAUAUUCGUCAUGAAAAAACUAAAUCUGAACACUUCGGGUCCAUGCAGCUGAAGCAAGCCAGAUGUCCGCCAACUUAUGACACACCAGAUACAGUCACACUCCCUGAAACAGAACAUCAGUAAUUGGUGUCCACUUGAGAUAUUCUGGUACCAGUACUGACUAAAAGGUCAUUAAAUUGGCUUGUGUCAACCACACAGUGGAUGAGAAGGUACUGAAGUGAAACCACACUUAGCUCUUGGAGAAGGCAGUGAAAUUAUCCAGAGGAUGUUAUGAGUGAACACUACAGUGUUUGGUGUUUAAACAAAGCAAAAACGACACAAAAGAGUCAUCUUGCUAUUUGUUAUAAAUAAUGACUGUAUAUAAAGAUGAACGGGACAUCUCUACGUCCUCCAGCUGUACAAAAGUGAUGCCAAAAUAACCCUUGCAAUUUGAACUGACAUCUUGUGCCCACAGAACCUGAAGAAUUGACUUAUACAGCUGUAGUUUUGUCAUGCCGUUAAACCCCAUCUAACAUUUCGUCAAUGUUUAAAUCAGUGAUGAGUUCAGACUUUAUUUUUUCUUGUAGUGAUAAAAACAGAGCUCAGAUGAAGGUUUCUGACUUAAUCAAGCUCCACUUUAAAACAUACCAACAAAUCUUGUUAGUCACUCAUGUUAGUAAAGGUGUAGUGGAGCGGUGAGACUCUUGAGCUGUGCCGUUGUCACAGUCCUCUGUGUCUCAUGGGACUGAUGUAGCGCUCUGAAUGUUUCUGGCACUACGAGCCUCCGUACAUUUAUUCUAACUCAGUUUUUGUAUUCUCUGAGGUCUGUGUUUCCGAUCGAAUGUUGGCUUGUCGCCCGCUCAGAGCUCUCUGAUUGUGACUCUCACCGAAGACCAAUGAUCGCUGAUCGACCCACCGAAUGAUCGCUUAUUUGAUUGAUUAACUUGCUGCAGGUUUUUUGGAGUCUGACAGAGUCUAACUUUAUGAAAGUCAUUAGAAUAUAAACCUCAACACUAAACUCUUUGUUUCUGUCA
This is a messenger RNA of Notolabrus celidotus (New Zealand spotty), 5957 nucleotides long. RefSeq names its product tight junction associated protein 1 (peripheral) (gene tjap1). The record is from RefSeq and is a predicted model, not a curated record. The transcript is spliced from 11 exons. The coding region runs from base 627 to 2552 and encodes 641 amino acids. Gene Ontology annotation, cellular component: trans-Golgi network. Gene Ontology annotation, biological process: Golgi organization. NCBI's taxonomy places the organism in Eukaryota, Metazoa, Chordata, Actinopteri, Labriformes, Labridae.